This is a messenger RNA of Mya arenaria, 8649 nucleotides long. RefSeq lists its product as uncharacterized. The record is from RefSeq and is a predicted model, not a curated record. Gene Ontology annotation, cellular component: plasma membrane; site of polarized growth; actin filament. The coding region runs from base 146 to 1117 and encodes 323 amino acids. NCBI's taxonomy places the organism in Eukaryota, Metazoa, Mollusca, Bivalvia, Myida, Myidae. Gene Ontology annotation, molecular function: actin filament binding. Gene Ontology annotation, biological process: regulation of actin filament polymerization. The transcript has 9 exons.
AACACCGUAAAGUUUAGAAGGGAGGCAACUUUGAAAUUCGAUACAUUUGCUUCCGGGUUUUAAAAGGCGUGGCAUUAUCUUCCACUCUGUCGCUUAGUCAGGGAGAGAUUAUUUGUAUUUUCUUGUCGGAACAUAUUUGGCUAAAAUGAGUACAUCAGCUGAGUUUGAGAACCCCGAAGUAUUCAAAGAAGCACAGGCCUCUGUUAGGAAUGACUCUUCGGAGGACAUGUUUGUGAUUGUGUCGCACGUGGACAAUGAUCCUGCAAAACUUCAGGUGUUAAAGGUCGGACAGAAUGUGGAAGAAAUUAGAGAUUACAUGGACAGUCAACAGGUCAUGUACGUUCUGGCCCGAUACAAGAGCACCUAUGACAUGUCAACCACGGUCAAGUUUGUGUACUUCAGAUGGUUAGGUGAAGAUGUUGCGUUUACUAAGAAAGGCAAGUUUGCUGUUGUCCACGGCAGCGUUCGGGAGCGAUUCAAUCCAUACCAUCUUUCCAUUGAGACAGGGUCUGUGGACGAUUUUCAAGAGGAGAAAAUACAACAACAGCUAGAAGAAAACACAGGAAAGAAAUCCAAGGUUCUAGAGUCGACAGAAGGCCAUCAAAUGAGAGGAUUUACUGCAACAGAACUGCCAAAACGAGGCCCCGCACCUAAAUCUGGUCCCCAGGUGUCAAGCCAGGGGGCAGUAAUUGACAUCGAGGAGGAUGUUUUGGAGGCCAUCGCACAGGUGCGGUCCGACGAAAACCCCACCAAGUGGAUGGUCGCAGAAUACCAGGCUGGAAGUCCGAAGGGUCCGCUUGUGUUGACAGGAAGCGGGGAAGGCGAUAGCGGGGAAAUUCUCGAAGUUCUAGCAGAAGACAAACCCAUGUAUGCCCUAUACAGGACAACAGAUGUGGUUGAUGCUAUUACUAUCGUGAAGUUUGUGUAUAUAACCUGGGUAGGCAAUGCAGUUAAACCGAUGACAAAAGCAAAAAUCUCCACACAUAAAGGCUCCCUAGAAAAGGCUUUCGGACCAUUCCAUGUUGCUAUUUUUGCAUCAGAUGAGUCAGAAAUAUCGGAAAAGGCCAUUGUUGAAAAGGUUUCUUCGGCGUCCGGGACAAAGUCGUUUGUUAAGUGAAUCUGGUGUGAUCAUUGACAUGGAAACUGACGGGUUACUAUGGAAACUGACUGAUUACAAUUAAAACUGACUACUUACUGGUUACUUCGGAAAAUGACUGGUUACUAUUUAAACUGACUUGUGACUGGUUACUAUGGAAACAGACUGGUUACUUUUGAAACUGACUGGUUACUAUUGACACUGACUACUUACUGGUUACUAUGGAAACUGACUGGUUGCUUUAGAAACAAAAUCUUCAUCUUAAAUAAGUGUACUAGAGUCUCUUUGUCUCAUUUUUGUCAAAUUACCUCAUAUUCUAUGCCAAAAAAAUGUAUUCACUAUAUAAAGGGGUUCUUCUUAAAACUUCUUUAGUCUUUCCUAACUUAAGUCAGUUUCUUAAAGUUUUCAUAGUCAAAUUAAAGGAAAUGUAUGUGGGGUUUUUACAUCAACAUAUUUUUUUUUAAAUAAUGGUCAAUGAAAAUAAUGUAUUUUGUAAAUUCUUUAUUUUUUACUUCAUAUUACUAAAAAGAUACUAAAAGUAGGAAAGCGAUUUACAGCUGCACUCUCACAGAUUGAAUGUUUUGACAACUUCUUUUUUUUUUGUCUUGGAACGAGCCAAUUUUUGCGAAAAUUCAUGGUAACCAGUUACAUAAGACUGCCGACAAAAAAUUGAUCUCAGAUUUUUAUAUUUAAGUUCAAAAAAAAUUAUGCAUUUUUCUUAAACCGUAAGUAACGGUUUCUUAAACCAUUAGUAACGGUUUAAGCCAUAAAACAUUAAUUUUCGAAUGGAAAUAUGAAAAUCUAUGAUCUGAUUUUUUGUUAGCAAUCAUAAAUCAUUGGUUAGCAGAUAUUUACACAAAAAUUUGCCUUUUCUAAGGCAAAAAAUAAAAAUGUUGUAAAAGUAGUAUAUCUGUGAGAGUGCAGCUUUAAGUUAGGAAAUCACUUACCCCAUUAAAAAGAAGUUUUAUGAAUACCACCUAUGAAGUUUACAGUUAAUCCUAAAAUCAGGAUAGAAGGCUUUAAACUACGGACCACUGUACAGUUGUAAAGAUUAUGUUUUGCUUGGACAUUUGCAUAAGAGGCUAUUCCAGUAAAACAUAAAACCGACGUGGGUGGGGGGAAGGCAAUUAUUUAAAUAUUAUUAUGGGUGGGUGUCUGUUUUGGCUUAUUAGGACCCUUAAAGGGUGAAUUUGCUUCUGUAGGGGGGUGGUAUAUAAUUUUAAAAGUGCCUUCCCCCCGAGGAUUAUAUUUUUAAAUGGAAUAGCCCUAAGAAAAUUAAGGAAGUACCUUGAAAUAGAUAUAAAUGAAUUUGGAAACAAUUUGAAAAGGGUCUUAGAGCCUCUUUAUUAUGUUGAGGGACAGUUAACUUGUACUUUAAUAUGCUAUUAUCAUUGUCUUGAAAAUUUUAAUAUAAUGUAUAACAUUGGCUGUUUCUCUUCAGACAGGCAAAUUAAUAGUAUUUCUUGCAUGCAUGUGCAAUAGUGUGAACUAGAGUCAGCAAUAUUUUGGUGCACUAGAUUAUAAACAGGGUUAACGUCAGUUUACCGGUACUUAAUUUAAAAUUACAUUUUAUUAAAGGGACUAGACACCAGAUGAUACAACUGCAAGGAAAAAUGAAAAUUGUCAAAAACUUAUGUAAAAAUGAAUCUUACUUACUGAUGUACACAUCGCUUAUGGCACUUGUUUCUUUUAAAGUUUUUGAGAAUCUUUCAAAAUUGGAAAUUUACUGGGUUUGUCUACCACUUAGUUACCAGUAAAUUUAAAAAUAGCGUCUGUAUAUGUUUCUGUACUAAUCACUUUACUUUCACAAGCUAAAUUUACACACUAUAAAUUAGGAAACCAAUAUGUGCUAUUUUUAACCACGUUAACUCAGCUGAGACAAAUUUUUCAAUAUUCUCUUAAUCAUGUAAAUUGAUGUAUUAUAUGCCUCAUUCUAAGUCAUAUGGACAAUUAUAGGCUUGUUUUGAGGAAAUACUGCAUUUUCCCAUUUUUGGACCAUCUGGUGUCUAGUCCCUUUUAAGACUUGACAAGUGUUGUAAAUGUCCGAUUUAGAUGUGUGGCAGGGUGAACAGAUUUCAUAUCAAAUUUAAGAGAAAAACAAAGGUUAGAACAUUAUCAGACUUAGGCAUUGUUAACAUCUUUGUUGUUAAUUUUCAAAUUUUAACUGUUCUGGAAGUUUAAUGGAUACCGGUACUGUGACCUUGUGAUCUGCUGUAUUUUCUAUCACGAUUUGAGGAAAUUUUAUAGGUGUGUUUGUUCAUAUUUUAACAUACCAGUACAUCAUGAAAAAAUUCACAUUUAAAAGUUAACAACAAUGUAGCAUGUUGUUAACUUUAACAAAGUUCUGAACAAUCUGCCCUUAGAGUUAUAAUUUACAGUGUUAUUUAAAUGAACACAAGUCCAUAGGCCGAUGCAAUGUUAGCAAAAUGUUCCGAAGCUUUUUCAAUGUUAAGAUGUUGUAAAUCAGGACCUAGUCUCACUCUGUUUCAAUUUUUCAAAGGGCGAAUAUUUUGUAAAGCAUAAUUUUGAGGGCUUCUUCACCUUUUGUUUUACAUGUUGUUGACUAAUAUUCAAUACAGUGUUUGCAAAAUCCGUCAGAUCAUGCUUGACUAGCCAAGUCUGGUAAAGUUUGAGUGGGUGGGGUAAAAAAAUAUGCCAAAUUUACUAUGAAAACUUACUAUAAUUAGGGAAAACAUCAUUAAAGAGCUUAAGAAUCAAAUUGUCUAUAAGACUGAACACAUCGCAUUGGCUGGAACUGACAUGUGAAAUCAUUUUAGACACAAAAAAAACAAAAAAGUUAUUUCUGGAAAAAAGCUUGAAUUUUUUGGAUAUGUCUGAAUUUCUGCUUUUGUUGUUAAUGUGCCUUUGUUAAUAUAAUUUGAUGUACAUGUACCAUAUUACUGCAUUAAAUAAAUAUGCUUUGAACAAUGUGUAGAUGGUAGUAGCUUUCUAUGUUUACACUCAUAAUUUAAGUCAUUAAAAUAAUAUGCAUUUUAGGUAAUUAGAUUGAAAACAUAAUAUUCAAAUCCAAUUUCAUGAACAUCGCUUUGGUGCACUUUGGAUACAGAAACAAAAUGGCCCAAAGUGCAAUAACCCAAUAGCUCCAUAUAGAAACAGAAGCACAAAUUGAGUUCUUGCAUUAUUGGGACUAAAAGUCAUAUUAAAUGAAGUAACCAUUUUAGAUUCAGUCUUCAGAAAUUAAAAAAUCUUUUUUCAGAAUUAUAUCAUAUCUUUGUUAUGAGUUGUUGAAAGUAAUAUGUAUUUGAAAUAAUUUGUUCACAUAAUUGUUUUUCAUACCAUUAUGAGUAGAUUUCAAGUUAUAAGUUUUUAAGCACUAUGUUUUUAUUUUGAAAGACUAGCUCAGCAUUGUUCACACAAUCUUAUGACCAUGAGAUGAUAUAUGUAUGAGAUAUAAUAUAAAGACAGCUCAAUGUAGUAGCAUUAUGUAAUAGUCGCUGUGUACACCCAUUAGCGGAGGUUUUGGAAUUAUUCAUGAUCGCUUCUGGGAGACUGUAUUAUUUCAGUGAUGAGAAAAAUGGGUCAUUAAGUAUUAACUGUUUUGUACCAUUUUAUAAAAGGACAUAAUGUUCAAUAACCCGAGUGUGUAUAAGUGAUUCACCCAUAAUCUGAGUUUUUGGAAUUAUUCACGAUCGCCUCUGCAAGGGCGUAUAAUUUCAAUGAUAAGAAAAAUGGAUGAAGUAGCUGUUUUGUACAAUUUUGUAAAGGACAUUUUUCAAUAACUACUGUGUGCAUAAGUGUAUUAAGUUGUUUAACUUAUCCACAUGUUUCAAGACUUAUUGUACAUUUUAGCUCCGCCUUCUUUUUACUGUUCUGAUAUGGGAAUUAAUGUAUAGACAAAAAUACAACAUGGUACAAUGUGUGUUAUGAAGUAGAUAUUUUAAGACUGAUAAAAAAUGUAAACCAUAAUUAUAUUAAACUGCAUUAUCUUUGUUUUAAUUCAGUAUGAUCAUUAUUAUUCUAAGAAUUCAUGUAAUACCGUUUAUAAUAGCAUACUUUGGAUUGUUUUUAGUGAUCAAAUUGUUAAGGGUUGAUCACCUGAUAAAUUACUGGGAGAUUUAAAACAUUAAAAGUGCUUAUAUAUGUGCCUUUAUAUACUGUCUAGUCAUAAUUUAGCUUGUCAAGUUUAUAAAAAGAGAAAGAGUUGAUGUAUUGUCAUAUCCCUGGCAACUUUUUUAUUGGCAUUAACUCAUGUUAAACUUUGUUUGCCGGCGUACCCAUAUUUGACCUUUAUUGCUGGCAUACCCAUUUAUAACCUUUUUUGUCUGCAUACCCAUAUUUAACCCUGCAAAACUCCAAAACCUAAAAGAUAUUCCAAAUUGAAUGUUUAAACUUGCUACAAGUGUUGCCAGAUAAAAUACACACUCAUACUGAAAGGCAGAUAACUCCCUCUUUACUAAUUGUCGAGUUAUGCCCCUUUUUAUAUUAAAAAUCACCAACAUAGUUAAAAGUUGAUGGUUGCUUGCUUCCCGGCGCUUUUGUAUAUCAUAGGCCUUAUUUAUUACAAUUAAAGCACAUUAAAGGCAACCAUCCCUGAGAGAAAUUUUAAUUCUGUAUAUAAAUAAAUGGACAUUUGAACAAAGUGUUAGAUGCACGUGUUCUUAUUUGUAGUGUUGGGAAUCGGUUCCAGUUCGACUAUCGAUAAUGGGUUCCCCUCAAGUUACCAAUUAUCGAUAGUACAAUCGUUUUUUUUACACCUUUGGAUACCUUAAUUGUAGUUUUAUUAUUGUUUAAUAACUCUUAAUGCUUAUGUUAUGUGCAUGUCUGAAAUUAUUUAGUGCUGUUGUUGCUUUUGGCCAUAUUGUCAACAAUAACAACUAAACCCUUCUGAAUGUAAAAAAUGUACUCAAAGGAGAAAACUUACGGUAAUUAACUGUAAGGAAAAAAAACGUUUAUUGAAACGGCCCCCCAGGGCACAAAUUCCGUGCCACAACAGGGUUAUUUGCCUUUAAACACUCGCCAGUUGUCCUGCAAAGAAAUCAAAUUUCAUAUCAGCUUGUACACCUUAAAAUUAUAUUAAUGAAAUGUAUGUGUUCAAAUGACAUGGCGCCAUUGUAUUUAAACGCAUUUAAAAUAGUUAUACUUAUAUGAACAAAAUUGCGUGUUAACAAACUUGUGCAUGUGUUAUGAUAAGAUCAAAAUUGUAUUACAAAAACAUGAUCCAUUUGUUGGUUAUGGUUAAACGUUUGUUAUCAGUUUUGUUGUUGAUUGUUAACUGUUGUAAUAAACGUUCCAAUUUUUUUCGAGUGGUAACAUCCACGGUUAAAUUCUAUAAUAAUUGUUUAUGUAUUAAUUGAAUAGUUGAAUUUAAUUUCAAUUCUAUGAAAAGACUUGAUUGGACAGGGUUGGUAUCGCAAACAAAUCAAUCCUGACUUUAAAUUUGAUUAGUUUUUUUAGCAAAUCUUUGAAUGAAGGGAUUACAAAAGUUGCAAUGAUAAUAUAUAAGAAAUAAUCAUUAAAACAAAAUUAAUUCGGGCAAAACAGCUAAAAAAGAUUUUUCCCAUAGAAAAUAAAACCUUUUACCCCGUGACUCGCCAAAUUUAAAACAACUCUUUGGAUAUGAUAUGAAUCUAAACAACUUUUAUUAAAGCUGCACUCUCACAGAUUUACCCUUUUUACAACUUUUGUAUUUUUUGUCUUGGAAAUGGCAAAUUUUUGCGUAAAUAUCUCCAAACCAAUGAUAUAAGAUUGCUGACAAAAGAUCAGAUCGCAGAUUUCCGAUCGUAAAUUAAUGUUUUAUGGCUUAAACCGUUACUAACGGCUAAAGAAAAAUGCAUAAAACUGAUUGAACUUAAAUGUAAAAAUCUGCGAUCUUUUGUCAGCAGUCUUAUAUAACUGGUUUCCAUGGAUUUUCUCGUUCGAAGACAAAAAAUAAAAAAAGUUGUUAAAACGUUCAAUCUGUGAGAGUGCAGCUUUAACAAUCAUUUUGCCCCUUUUUAACUAUGAAGUGGACUUUAAAUCUGAUGAAUGUUUUAAUCAAAGUGUUAUGUUGAUAUUGUUUUGCUUUGUGAAUGUUAAUUUUUUUUAUAUUUGUCAGAAUUAUGACUUGAUGUGUAACAUCUUUGUUUUAUGGUUUUUUUCUCUCUGAAUAUUUUUAUUAGACCAGCUUUUUGUGUAUUUCUUCGCAUAUGACGUACAAACAAAUUGAACAAUAAUAUUGUAAUUAGAGGAUAUUAGAAUUAUGGUCAUUCAAUGCAGCAUUUAUUAAACAAGUUUGUAUUGAAUGACCACAAUAUUUAAUGAUAUUCUAUUAACAUCGUAUUGUCACCCUAGUGCAACAACACAAUAACUGCAAAUAGAAAUAGAGGCAGAUAUUGAGUUCUUGCAUUAAGGAAAAAUAUUAUGUACCAAGUUGAUUAUUUACAGCGCUAAAUACAUAAAACAGCACUUAAUAAUGAGUGCACAGUCAUUUUCAAUGCCAUAAAACCGUCAAACGUUAUAACACUAAGUUGUGGAUCAAAACUAUAUAUUGACGUUAUUUUAUGAUGUUUAUGUACAAGAUCUGAUUGAUGGAAUUUUGUUUUUUGUCCGUUAUAAUUAAUGUUGGUUACCGUAUAUUUAACCGACUACACUUGAUCUAUUACCAGGGGCCAUGAUUACGAAACGGUCUCAAGUCCAAGUCUCAGACUCAGAAAAACAUUUUUAUUAAAUUUGUAAUAAAGAAUCAUUUUUAUUCCAUUGAAUAUCGUUUACAAAAAUAAAUGUAAAUGUACAAUUUUGAAUAGUAAUAAAAUUCGGCAAUUGUCAUAAUCAAAACUCAACUAGAAAGAUAGUUACAAUGUGGUAAAGAUUUGCAAUAUUGCCACUUGAGCGUACACUUAAAGCUGCACUCUCACAGAUAGAAAGUUUUGACAACUUUUUUUUUUUUUGUCUUGGAACCAUUCAAUUUUUGCGAAAAUCCAUAGAAACCAGUUAUAUAAGACUGCUGACAAAAACUUAGAUCGCAGAUCUUUAUAAUUUAUAUAAGUUCAAAAAAUGAUGUUUUAUGGAAUUUUAUUAAACUGUUAGGAAUGGUUUAAGCCAUAAAACAUUAAUUUUUGAACGGAUUAAUAUGAAAAUCUAUGAUCUGCUUUUUUGUCAGCAAUCUUAUAUCAUUGGUUUGCAGAUAUUUACGCAAAAAUUUGCUCUUCCCAAGACAAAGAAUAAAAAAAAGUGGUAAAAACGGUAAAUCUGUGCGAGUGCAGCUUUUAGACUUGAAACUGUUUGUAAUCGUGGCCUCAGAGCUGUUAUCCAACAAAAAACCUUUCCAGUUUAUUUUUUGAACAACAAAACACAUGACUUUGUAUUGUAAUUUAUUACUAUUCCAGCUGUCUUGCCCUAUGUAUUAUGUUGUACGUUGUAUAUUCCGUACAGUCGUGUAUUGUCUAAAAUGUUGGGACCAACCUGAUCUGAAUUUGUGAUGUAUACAUUUUGUAUUCAAGAUCUGUAGACCAAAAUUAGCUUUUUACAACAAGAUUAGCUUUUUACAAUUACAAUCUCUGAUUUAUAUUUUGUUCUUAUUUUUAUAUUGUGAAGAAUUAAAAUUUUAAACUGUG